AAUUCAUUCAGACGUCGCGUCGGCAACACGCGCGCUGCUCCCCCUAGCGAAAAAAACACACACACAAAACACACAAAAACCGAACACCCAAAUCCAACUCACAAAAAUUCGUAAUUAAAUAAUACGCGCAGCGCGUUCGCACCGCAGGCGUACAAGUUAUAGAAAAUCAAAGUGAAUAAUCCAAGAGAAAUAAUAUCUAAGAGAUAAACCAAGGGCCAUCCAAACCAUCCAUCCCAAAUGGCCGCUACAACACGUGUGUGCUACUCACCCAAGUGAUCCAAAAGCAAUUUCCCCCCCACAAAUCCAAAUAAAUAGAAAGGAGAACUUCAGCGGAAGCGUAAACCCCCCAAAACAAUAACGAAUCACAGCAAAAAAGCAUUCCAGAUGUUGUCCUGCCUGGCGCCGUCGUCUACACGUUUUGGCCAAGAGGAUAACAGCAUCAUACAGCAGAGCAUGCCAUCGUCCACAGCCUUCACAAUGCAGUUUCCCUCUUUGGCUUCCAGUCUGCACCACCACCAGGCACCGCACAGCAAGCCCAGCAAUGGCUCCGGCGUUGGCAGCCAGGAGCAGCACGCACAGCCAGGUGUUUCCGUUGAUGAUUUCCUGGUCAAGUGCACGCAGUGCCACAAACGCUUCACCGAGUUUCAGUCCCUCAGCGAGCACAUUGCCAGCGAGCAUCCGCACGACAAGCUGAACUUCGAGGCGAGUCGCGGCUCCAGCGGCGCUGUGCAGCCGGAGAGCGAUGCCGAGGAUGAGCAGAGCAAUCUGAGUGGCAGCCGCUAUGCCAAGUCCCCUGCCAACACCAACAACACCCAUGCCAACCCAAGCAACAACAACAACAGCGAUCUGGCCAAGAACCACAACAACAACAACAACAGCAGCAACAGCAGUAAGCUCUCACCCAUGUGCUCGCCCGGAUCGGGGGGUCCCGCCGCAGAUCUCUUUGCCCACCUCUCCCACGGAGCACCGCCUCAGCUGCCUCCCCACCUGCACGCUCAGUUCAUGGCUGCCGCCGCUUUGGCCAUGCAAUCGGCACGCUCCGUCAGCUCCUCCGCCAGUUCGCCCAACAGUCACCAUCACCAGCAGCAGUCGCACCACCACCAGCAGCAGCAACAGCACCACCAGCAGCAGCAUCAGCACCUCCUCCAGCAACAGCAACAGUCGCAGCAGCAGCAGCAGCAGAUGGCCAUGCAGCAGCUGCUGCCGCCACAGCUACCGGGGAGCAACAGCAGCGUGGGCAGCAAUUCCGCCUACGAUCUGGAUCUGAGUGCCCCACGAUCCACCUCCAGUCCGGGCUCCACCACGGGCGACCUGAGCGGCGCCUACCCCUGCAUGCAAUGCACCGCCGCCUUCAGCAGUCGCGAGCAGCUGGAGCAGCACGAGCUGCUCCACUCGCCCACCGGGGGCCAGCCCACGGCACAAAAUGUCUCUCAGACUUGCCGAAUCUGCCACAAAGCCUUCGCGAAUGUCUACCGCCUGCAACGGCACAUGAUCAGCCACGAUGAGUCGGCGCUGCUACGCAAAUUCAAGUGCAAGGAGUGCGACAAGGCGUUCAAAUUCAAGCACCACCUGAAGGAGCAUGUGCGCAUCCAUUCCGGCGAGAAGCCCUUCGGCUGUGACAACUGUGGCAAGCGCUUCUCGCACUCCGGCAGCUUUUCCUCCCACAUGACCUCCAAGAAGUGCAUCAGCAUGGGCCUGAAGCUGAACAACAAUCGGGCGCUGCUCAAGCGCCUGGAGAAGAGUCCUGGCUCCGGGCCACGGCGCUCGCCCACGGACCUGCAGGGCCCCAAAAAUGGUGCCGGAAAGAUGUCCGAUCAGCAGUCCCUGCCUCCGCUGCCCAAUCCCAUGAUCUACUUUGCCGGCGAGGCGCAAGCGCAGGCAGCUGCCGCGAAUGGAGCUCCUCCACCGUUCUACCCCAACUACAUGAAUGCUGCCCUGCUGGCCUUCCCCAAUCCCUUCAUGGCAGCGGCCCUGGACCCCCGCGUCCACCCCUACAGCAUACAGCGGCUCCUGGAGCUGACGGCUGCCGGACAACAGCAGCAACAACAACAGCAGCAGCAGCAACAGCAUCAGCGUCUGUCCUGGCCACCGUCCGUGCCUGGUGCUGGCGUGAUGCUGCCACCGCCAUCCAAUCAACAACAACAGCAGCAGCAACAGCGUCCCACGGCACCGCCACCACCUCUGCUUUCUGGCUCAGGCUUUGGACAGCCGCCACCGCAGUUCUUUCACCAUGCCGGCCUGCUACCACCGCCGCCGCCACCAGCCCCAACAUCGGGGGCGGGAAAUGUGAGGUUUGCUGCACCACCAACGCCGCCCUCGGGCGUUCCGUCCCACGGCGCCUUUGAUUUCUUCAAUGCCAAAAUGUUGCUACACUAGGCACGCGUGGUGCGUGUCUUUGCUAGCCGCGAAACGGUAGUGGCGACGGGUGUGUGUCCCGGCUGUAACCUACAAUAACCGCUAAAUGUAAACGAUAACAGUGGUCGUUAACAGUGCACUUACAUGCUGUACUUAAGAAAAACAGAAACAAAAAACCGAAAUGAAACAGAAAUCUCAAAAAUGUGCAGGAACACGUAGAAGGAGAUAGAGUGCACCCUAGACAGAGACAGAGCGAUAGAUGAGAUAUUUUUUAUAGCAAUAUAAACGAGAAGAAGGAAAUUGGAGGAAAGGAGAGAGCUUGAUCGGAUCGAAGAGGAGCAGGAGGAGGAGAAACCUUUCGUUGGAGCGAAUUUAUUAUUAUUUUUACAAUGUUGCAUCCAUUUUGUUUUUAGUAUUUGCUUAGUUGAACAUCAUUUUGUUUUUAGUUUACCGCCUAAGUUCUGGCCAGUUUUUGGCCAGUGGCCCAACCCCAUCCCCAAUCCGAACUCCCUGCCCCAUUUCAUAUACAUAUAUGCAUAGAGUGUAUCUAUAUUUUUGUAUACUAGAUUUAUGUAUAGUUUCCCCAGUACCAAGUGCUGCGAAUACUCAGAAGUACUUUAGUUCACACUCCUUGAUGGAAUAAAUGUUUAUUUCUUAUAGUUUUUACAUCGGUUUAUAUCGUUUAUGUUUAAGCGUUCGAGCCAGGAUGGGUUACCUACCAUUUGCAUUCAAUUCCUCAAAAAAAAAAACACAGAAAACUUCCGGACCAAACAAACAGUUUAUGAACCACAGACAAUACCCCCGAGGACUCAAAAGUAUUACCCCCAGCGUGAAAACUGUAUUAAAGACCCUAAGAACCCUCCCCUCUUCAGAUGGAAAACCCACCGCUUGUAGCGCGUUUCAAGCUCUUCUACUUAAGGCAUACCACCCCCUAUUAUAAUCCUCUCGAACUACGCUUCUAACCCGCCACCACCCCCGCUCGAAUCAUCGAUACAGAGAGAGAGACGGAGAGAGAACACACCUACUAGAUCAUUCCAUUCGGCCAGAGGCGAGGCUCCCACGCUCGAUGGGGCCUCCCUCAUGGGUCGCCUCAUGCAUUUAGGCCUUCUGCCGGGCUGCUGCUAAAGAACACCCCACUAAAACUACAACUAAAACUAAAGCUAACUCUAAACUAAACCACAACUAAUAUUUAAUAUAUAUACGAACCUAAACCUAAACCUACAACUAAAGUUAAACGAAAACAAAAACUUAAUUUGGCCUUAUUAAAGAUUAUUUAACAAUUAAAACAUUUAAAAAGUUUAGCAUGUAAAAAUGGAAAAGAAAAAAAACCAAAAACAAACCUUUGGAAAAGUCUCGCAGAAAAGUAGUAGGAAAAUUCCAAGAAAAACCAAAAUAAGAUUAACCAUAAAAAAGUGUUUGCCAUGACAAUAAAUUUAUAUAAUGUAAAAGAUAAUGCUUUCGAUUCUAGCUCAAAUUUCAACUUCAAUUCUAAUCGUUUUCCACCUCAGCCUGCGCCUCAGCAAAACUUUAAUUCUAUAAUUACGUAAUCCAACACAAAUAUGUACACAAAAAAGGUUUCCCAAACAACGAACAUUUUCUUUGUCCAAGGAUUUUCUUGCUUUUCCACAGACCUCCCCAAAAAAAAAAAAAAAAAGAGAACAAGAAGAACUCACAAAAAAAUGCAUUUAAUACUUAAUUAAUUUUUAUAUAUUUGUAUUUUAACUGAAGGAUCGAUCGGUGGCAGGAUCGAAGGAUAUAUAUAUAUGUGUAUAUACAUAUAUUUUUUGUAAAUUAUUUCGCCAAAACACAAAGCUAGAGAAUCCAAAAAACAAAACCCACAACAAAGCGCAGAUUUCGGAAAUGAAAGAAGAGCCCGCAAAAGUUUUAGCAUAAAUUUAACAAUAAUUACUAUUACUACCAAUAAAUACUUAGCCUAGUUAAAGCCCCCCAACUUCCCCUUACUCCCGCACCCUUAACAAGAACAAAAUGUUAACUUAAAAAUUUAAACUAAAGAAACGAAAAAGAAACUUACUUUUAAGCGCAAAUAUUUUGUGGUUUGUGAUGGGAGUCGACGGAUAUUUGCACUCUAGGGCCUUAUAUGAGAUACACAAAACACACACGAUUGUUAGUUAUUUAAAGGAUAAAGGAUAAACACUUAAUGGAAAGGAUUGAGAGCCUUGCAUCGUUUUUACUAUAUACCUAUAUGUUCCAAACUACUACCUUGUUUUCUACUCCCCCAACUAUCCCCAAAUAACACUCUCUGUUAAAGUUGUUUCACCCUCAAACACACACACACUCUUUAUGUAAAUAAGCCACAGAUAUAGUAUAUAUAUAUAUAUGUAUAUGUAUGUGUAGGAUAUAUACGGAGCAGAAAGCAGUCGAAUGUAUUAUUUGUUUUAUUUUUAUGUUCAACAAUAGAGCGAUCACUAAAUUAAGCGAAAGCCAAGCCUAAGCAUCAAAUGUUCAUUUUUUAAUUGCUCUACAGAGAACACCCGCUAAAAGAAACACCCAAAAGAAUACACUAAAAGAGAGUUGAAAGAGAUAGAGAGAGAGAGAGAGAGAGAUAACGAUUCAGAUAACUUAUAUUUCAAAUAUUACGCAUAAAUGUAUUUUAAUCAAAGUAAGCAAACAAAAACGAACGAUUCAAUGAUUCAAUGGAUAAAAAACAUGCAUUCAUAUAAAUGAAUAAAACCUUUUUGUCUUGAUAAAUUUACAAAAAAA
Drosophila subobscura is the source of this 5076-nucleotide messenger RNA. RefSeq names its product zinc finger protein 1 (gene zfh1). Gene Ontology annotation, biological process: regulation of transcription by RNA polymerase II; anatomical structure development. The transcript has 5 exons. The record is from RefSeq and is a predicted model, not a curated record. The coding region runs from base 385 to 2376 and encodes 663 amino acids. Gene Ontology annotation, molecular function: RNA polymerase II cis-regulatory region sequence-specific DNA binding; DNA-binding transcription factor activity, RNA polymerase II-specific. Gene Ontology annotation, cellular component: nucleus. Lineage: Eukaryota; Metazoa; Arthropoda; Insecta; Diptera; Drosophilidae.